GGGCUUGUCUUUACAUUCGAGGGGUGAAUAAUACAUCUCUCUUUUCGCUCUGAGGUCUUUAUUGUGUCUUCAUUGUUCCAAGGGCAUCCGUGAGCGACGCGGUGCGGCAGCGAUGUGCGCGUCUGACGGCUAGACGGAGCCAGAGGGAAGGAGCACGUCUCUGUUUCUGCCAGUCGACGAGUUUCCAGAGUUGUCGGUCGCGUUGAGGGUUCACGCGCUCUUCUGUAGCUCCUCUCGGUUCACCGCCUGGCUUUAGGAUGCGACGUCACGAGCUGCUCGCGCCUGACAGAUGUUGCUGCGCUGCAGUUGCACGGGCAUAGGUUUUCUUCGCUUGCUCUCUCGCUGUGGUUUUUCUCUUCUUCUUCUUCUUUUUUUUGGAGCUGGGGGGCGAUGAUUCUGCAAAACGGUUCGUGCGAUAGAUGCUAAGUCCUCGCUCCGCGCUCGGACAGAUCGCAACACUCAUUUAGUCUUCGGGAUUACAUAAAAUGAUACCUGGAUCUGCCGCAUCAAUGCUACCGUCUGCAGAAGCUGCGAAAUUGUACCAGACCAAUUACGUCCGCAACUCCAGCGUCAUCGGACUUUUAUGGGCCAUCUUCACGAUCCUGUUCGGUAUUGUAAACGUGAUCAUCUUCUCUCAGCCCUACUGGAUCGGGGAUGGCGUGGACACGCCGCAGGCCGGCUACUUCGGCCUUUUCCACUUUUGCGUCGGAGACGGCAUCGCCAGAGAACUGGCCUGCGAGGGUACCUUCACUGAGUUCGCCGACAUCCCCUCCACCGCGUUCAAGGCCGCCUCCUUCUUAAUCGGAAUGUCCAUGAUGCUGAUUGUCUCCUGCAUCGGCUGCUUCAGUCUCUUCUUCCUCCUCAGCACCUCCACCGUGUACAAGAUCUGCGGCUGGAUGCAAGCGGCAUCAGGUGUCUGUCUGGUGCUGGGUUGCAUGAUCUAUCCUGAUGGCUGGGACAGUGACGCGGUGCGGCGGAUGUGCGGAGAGCAGACAGACAAGUACAGCCUGGGAGCCUGCUCAGUGCGUUGGGCCUACAUCUUGGCUAUUAUGGGCAUCCUGGACGCUCUCAUCCUCUCCUUCCUGGCCUUUGUCCUGGGGAACCGGCAGGACGGACUCAUGACAGAAGAGCUGCUGGCUGAGAGCAAGGAGGCAGGCAACGCCUAACCAAAUCUUUAGGUUCCUGAAUUUCUGUUUUCAUGAAGUACGAGUCAACCCUCAACAUCAGCUUGGAGGAGGGAGACCAUCCAGGUCCGGGAAGGAGAGGAAUACCGUGGAAACAGCCAGCCUGCCUUUCACAUCUUCCUGCCAAAACCCCAGUGUAGCCUACCAUCAAAGCCCAUCCAUUUUGCUUGCAGUCCCUAAAUCAACCCCAGCAUUUAGAUGUGGCCCAAUACACUUUUAUCCCAUUGUGUCGAAAGACCUAACCCUUGCACAACAUUGAAUAGAUCAAGGCAGGGGCAGAGACUGUUAGUCCCUUGUGAAAUGUAUGGACUCUCCUCUACCUACCCGAGAAGGCACAGGGUUGACAUUGUACACCUACAGUAUACGAGCACAGACACAAACACACACACGCACGCGCCAACUCACUCAUAUGCACAAACACGACUCAACACACACGUACAGUACAUUCAAACAAAACAUUUACAAACUCUGUAAUUACAAGUAUUAAACUAUGUUAACAAUAGCUGUGUGUACCACCGUCAGAAUGUGUGUCAUGUUUUAUUUGUGAAAAGAAGAAACUUCUCACUUUUAGAUAAUAUCUGGUUGACGUAAAUCUGUUGUGUUUCAUAUGUAAAGUUUGACAAUGAAAUGGAAGUUUUAGUUUCUAUCUUUGCUCACCCCCCCCCUCCCCCCUCCACCUGUGUUCCUCUUCAUUUACUAGAAGAAAAAAGAUAUUUAAGAUAUUUUAUAAGAAUAUUAUCAUCCAAAAGAGAAAUAAACUUCUAUUAUAAAGUAUGUACAGUUAAUAUUAAAGAUGUUUUAGGAAUUUUAACUAAAUCCAUUCAAUGCCCUGCUAGCUAUCUUUGCACAGCGCUUCAGUUUGAGAAGAAAUAUAAUAUUUUAUAGUCUGUGGCAUCUACACUGUGAUGGAGGCUAUUUGGACUGUGUGCUGCAGGACUCGUAGCUACUGUGUGUGUGCUUCUGUGUGUGUGUGUGUGUGUGUGCGUGUGUGUGUGUGUGUGUGUGUGUGUGUGUGAGAGAGAGCAGGGAGGUCUGUGGGCAUGUCUGAGUGAGUGUGACUGCAUGCACAUCUGUGAGUGUGAUGUGUGCAAUAGUUGGCCUAAAGAACCAAUAUGCCAGCCUGACACGCAACGGUCCUGCUGUUUAGCUAAAUCUGUCUGUCUCCGUCUUUGUCUCCAGCUCUCUCGUUCUGUUUUUCUCUCUUUAACUUCCUUUUUUCGCUUUGUUUUGUUGGGACAUACAGGGUAACAUGAUGGAGAUGGAGUAGUAUGUAUAGUGACUGGUGUGCCUGAGGAGUGAACUCUGGUGGUAAUGGAUUAGUAAAGCCUGUCCCAGCGUCACCUGUGGAUAUGUUCCUGUGUAAAUAGAUAUUCUAUAGAUACCAAACAAUUAUUAAAUAUUGAGGAGGUUUACUUAGAGCAAUUAAUGAGAUUCCUUUAAGAAUAUAUUAACACUUAAUAAAGGUUUUCACUGUA
Cyclopterus lumpus (lumpfish) is the source of this 2659-nucleotide messenger RNA. Its product is annotated as LHFPL tetraspan subfamily member 3 protein-like. NCBI's taxonomy places the organism in Eukaryota, Metazoa, Chordata, Actinopteri, Perciformes, Cyclopteridae. Gene Ontology annotation, biological process: sensory perception of sound. The transcript has 4 exons. Gene Ontology annotation, cellular component: plasma membrane. The coding region runs from base 486 to 1166 and encodes 226 amino acids. The record is from RefSeq and is a predicted model, not a curated record.